AUAUAACAAGAAAUUAUAUAAAUCACACUUCUUUCGCUUAUUAAACCGAAUACCUUUUUCAAAUAACAAUAACAAAUAUGUCUGGAGGAAAAUCUGGAGGAAAGUCUGCUGCUGGUGCCAAGUCCCAGACCCGCUCUGCUAAGGCUGGUCUCCAGUUCCCUGUCGGUCGUAUCCACCGUCUCUUGCGUCGUGGAAACUACGCCCAGCGUGUUGGUGCCGGUGCUCCCGUCUACCUCGCUGCUGUCCUCGAGUACCUCGCUGCCGAAAUCCUCGAGUUGGCUGGUAACGCUGCCCGCGACAACAAGAAGUCUCGUAUCAUCCCCCGCCACUUGCAGUUGGCCAUCCGUAACGACGAAGAAUUGAACAAGUUGCUCGGUCACGUCACAAUUGCCCAGGGUGGUGUUCUUCCCAACAUCCAUGCUACCUUGUUGCCCACCAAAACCAAGAAGGCCGGUGUUUCCCAGGAGGUUUAAAUUCCCAUCUCAUAUAGAUAUAUAUACAUAUUUACAUCACAACUCAACCCAAUUCCACCAUUCAACUCAAGUCAAGUCAAGACCAUUCCUAUACAACAUCACACACCACACACAAAACACAAAACAUGUUAUAUAUUUAUAUAUAUUUAUAUAUGUAUUCUUAGAGACAUUUUGUCCUAGAAUUUGUUGAUUUUUAUUAUAUUACUGUUAUUAUUAUUAUUACUAUUAUUAUUACUACUAUUACUAUUUACCAUUGCUACUGUU
This is a messenger RNA of Phycomyces blakesleeanus NRRL 1555(-), 737 nucleotides long. RefSeq lists its product as hypothetical. Gene Ontology annotation, cellular component: nucleosome. NCBI's taxonomy places the organism in Eukaryota, Fungi, Mucoromycota, Mucoromycetes, Mucorales, Phycomycetaceae. The transcript has a single exon. The coding region runs from base 78 to 473 and encodes 131 amino acids. The record is from RefSeq and is a predicted model, not a curated record. Gene Ontology annotation, molecular function: protein heterodimerization activity; structural constituent of chromatin; DNA binding.